Messenger RNA from Amoebophrya sp. A25, 290 nucleotides. The record is from the annotation of a GenBank genome assembly. NCBI's taxonomy places the organism in Eukaryota, Dinophyceae, Syndiniales, Amoebophryaceae.
AGGUGAUGUUGUACACAGGUGCGUGGGCAAAAAAGAUGUGUGGUACAGAGAUGGACGGCGGACCCGGAGGCGCCGAUCUUGUGCACCUGUCAUGCGAGUCGGCGGACGCGAUUCCGGGUCAGCCUCAAACGCAGGCAUCGGGUGCUGGCGACGCCCGCGAAUAUCCUACCGAAGCCACUGUGGAAAAUCACACAUUGCUGUCUGCGGGUGCGAAAAACGGAAGCGCUGCCGCACUUGUUGGGAAGCCGGAUGACACUGUAGUUCCGGAGAGAUCUAUGAGCGUGUUUUAA